AUGGGGGAAAUCCAUGAAGAAUUGCCUGAUUAUGUCAUGUUCUUCUCGCCUAUUUUGUGCGAGGAAGACCCUGGAGAGGAGGAAGGGCACCAUGAGAGAGACAGUGAGGGAGGUGACACUCAUGAAGGGAAGGGAGACAGCGGUGGGAACAAUGAGGGUGAGCAUCAUGAUGGAGACGGUGAUGGAGAGGAAGACAAGGGUGCAGCCAGGGAUGGACCUGGGACCAAAUACAGAAAGGAAAAGGAAGCAGAGGAAAAGCCUGGAGAGGAGGAUGGGGACCAUGAGAGCCACACUCAUGAAGGGGAUGGAGACAGCGGUGGGGACAGUGAGCAUGAGCCUCAUGAUGGAGAUGGUGAUGGAGAGGAAGACAAGGGUGCAGCCAGUGAGGGACCAGGUACCCAACACAGCAAGGGAAAGGACUGGCAGGAAGGAAAAGCAAGCAGUGUCGGGCUGGAUGCUUUGGAGGUGGAGGAGGAGGAAGGACCAUAUCAGUCCCCACUUCAGGAAAACAAGGGAAAGGGUGACCUUGAGGACAACUCUGAUGGAGAUGAAAGUGAUGAGGACAGCAGUCAGGAAACUGGAGAUGAUGACCACCAUGAAGUCGAUGGUGAUGGCAACAGUGAUGAGGGAAAAGAGAGCCGUGCCAAGCAUGAUGCAGCAAGAGAGAAAGGGCAACAUCAGGGCAAGAACUUUGCUCCGGAGGAGAUCUGCCCCAAGGGAGGAGAAGGCAGGGCCUUGCAACCACAGAGGAGCCAGCUGGAGAUGGGAGACCCACAGCCAGGCGGCAAAGGAGGAAAUAUGGACUGUGGUGAAGGUGGUCAAGAUCAUGGUAAGGAUGGAGAUGGAAGCAAACACAGUGAUGGUGACCACAAUGUAGGGAAAGAUGAUGCCAGGUGGGAUGCCCUGAGGGAAGAGGUGAACGAAGCCACCCAGCAUGAGAGCGACAGUGAGGGAGGUGGCAGUCAUGAAGGGGAUGGAGAAAGUGGUGGGAGCAGUGGUGGUGAGCAUCAUGAUGGAGAUGAGGAUCAGGAGGGCAGUUUCUGGGAGGACAGUGAUGAAGAGGAAGAGAAUGGUGACAGGUGUGAUACUCUGUUGAAAGAGACGAACAAACUGGAGCGGGAGAUGGAGGCACUGCAGGACCCCUCGCAAAAGACGGUGGACAUGUGGAGGAAGGAGGCAGAAGAUCUGAGGAGUGAGUACCAUGACAUCUGUUUUGACAUGGCAACAGCUGUAAACAAGAUAGUGAUUGAGUUGUGGUCAGCCCUAUGGCUUAAUACAUUGCGGGCAGUGACUGCCCUUCGGGAAACCUUGAGCCAAUUUUCGCCAGUGGAGGCAGCUGCUUUGAAAGUGGAGUUUGAUUCCUUAAAGGGCUUCGUGGAUGUUGCCUGGAGCCAAGACACAUUAGCGAAGCUGUCCCAUCUUUUUACCUUAGUGUAUGCUCUACAGGGCCUCCCUCUGCCGAAGAAGGGCCUUCCACAUGGUGAUCCACUGAAGGAAGGGGGUUACAUCAUGCUGGAAAUAGAUGCCUGGCGCUCUGUGCUACUGGAGCAGAGUUGGGAGAAGACAGAUGCCCUGCAGGUGAAGGUGGACGCGGUGCAGGGUAUCUCUCCGGAGCAGGCAGGUGAAUUGAAGGUGAAGAUGGGCGCUCUUCAGAAACACAUGGAUCUUCUGUGGAAAGCCCCCCUGAAGGAGAUGAUGGCCUUGCUGUCAAUGACAUAUGAGCCAUACCGUAUAUGGUCCUCACGCCCCACAAAAAAAGGGAACACCAUAUGGAAGAAAGCAUGUGAUCUUGCCCUUCCCCUCAAGGUUCACCUGAAGGAUGUCCCACGGGAAGAACGGCAUCUUCUGUGGGGGGAGGCGACUUCCCUGGAGGCCAUCCUUCAUGAUAUCCCAGUGGAGAAACUGGUGGUGCUGGAAGAGAAAGUGAAUGCAUGUAUUAGGAAGGUGGAGGAUAUGUUGCAGAAUUACCUAUGGAAGUCCUCGGAGGUUUCCUCUCAUAGAGAGCUGGACAAGGUGCAGGAAGAGCUGGAUGAACUACAAAAAGACCUAGAUUUCAUGCAGAGACAUCCACAUUUGAAAUAUCGGGAAAUCAAGAUGGCUGCCCUGCAUAGGAAGAUGGCUGCCCUGCAGAAGGAGAUGAAUGCCCUGCACAAGGCGGAUGCCUCCCUUGAGGUGGAUGAUGGAGAGAUAAGUGCAGGUGGAUGUUCUGGCAGAGCUGGAAACCUCAAUGAUUCUGUGCCACCUUUUAUAUCGUAUUCGUGUACUGGAUCGAGGAAUACCUGGCACAGGGAAGUCACUCCAGAGGAGCGCAGCUUAUUAGUACAAAAUUUUGCAAAAACCAUCUCUCCUGAUAAUGACUCAGAAGCAGCAAAGAAGAUCCUGGAGGCUUAUGCCAGGCAAAUAGAAGAGGAGGUAUACAAUUUGGCUGACAGUAAGAUGGAAUAUCACCAUUUAAUGGCAGAGAAGCUUAAUGCGAUGAAUAGGAAGCUAGAUGACACCUUGAGGUCUCCUUCAUCUAACCACGGCAUCAGAAGGAACGAGCAGCCACCUUUACAGGGCCCUUGGAUUCAGCCUCCUGGUGUCACAUCAGUGGCAACAACCACAGGGAGAGUCCAGCCUCCAGAACUGCCCAGCUGUGUUCCCAGUGCUGCAGCUCAGAAGAGACCUCCUUCCGAACUUGAGGCGGCAGACUAUCCAAGCAAAGCCCUUCAAAUACAAGAGCCCACCAGUCUAAAGAGACCUCAGAGACGGGACCCACCACAGCCAGAAGAGGUGACGUGUGUGGAGAGUUCUGGGGAGAGUCUUGCUGGCUGUGAAUCAGCGCUGCAAGGAGAGGAUUCAGAACCUCCCCGUAAAAAACAGAAGGUGAAUCCUGCCAGUGGGACCCAAGAGCCUUCUUUGACUUGGGAACUGUUUGCUGUUCUCCAAAAGCAUGUUGCCCUUACUAUAAACCAAAAUAUGGAGAAAGUGAGCGAUGUAGUGAGCAGGUUGCAUGGCACUGCCUUAAAGGAUACAGAAGAAGCAAAAGCCCUGAUGGCUGCUUUGGAAAAAGCUCAGGCACUUUCGAAGUCCUUCUUUGAGGAUGCCUGAUAUAAAUCUGGGGUGUUGAAUGGGUUUGGGGGUAGGGUUGUAUACCUAAGAAAGAAAUCUAGAGACAUGAAAUUAGGAAAGGAAUUUGUCUCUACUAAUACUGUCCAGCAUGACCCUUGUAUGCACUGGGGAUAUGUUCAAAAACCCCAGUGUAGAUUCCUAAAACGGUGGAUAAAAAGAAACGCUAUUUGUUUUGGCCAUGAACACACCAUAGAAUUGCACGAAGAGGACCUAGAGAAGCCCACAAACUGUUCUGCAUAUACUGUUCUGUUUUAAAAUCUUGACUAUAUUAAAUGAUCUCAGGGAUGCCAUUCUUAGGAAAAGAAUCCUCCCUGGAGCUCAGGAGAGAAUGGGUGCUGGUCAGAAUUGAGAGCACUGGGCUACGUUGACCAAACAUUAUAAAGCCAGUUCAGCUUAGCCUUUUGCUUAUUCAUUGCAAAAACAGUUUUUCUGUGUCUUCAAGAGUUGGAUGUAAUAACUGCUUUUUAUACGUUUGUAUCUUCCAAUCCAUUAUUCCUUAAUGGAAUCAAUGAUAUUUCAUAAAAAAAAGAAACUUUGUCUUGCUUUGACCAAGUCAUUAAUGGAUUCAAAGUUUAUUUUCUCAAGUGGAAAGUCCCAGGUAAUAUUUUAUCAGAUACGUGGCAUGCACCCAUCUUUUGGGGGUGAGGGCAUUGCCCGCAUAGGUUCAGGGAGACAAUCUCAUUCCUUUGUUGUCAUCUUUGCAUUUGUAUUUUGUUCAUUCAGGCUGUCUCUCAUUCGGGAAAAAGUUCAUCAAAAUUAACCCGAAAUUGCUCAUUUUAAAAUAUUCUCCUAUUGGAGUUCACUUACAGGAUUUUUACUGAAGAUACUCAAGCAAUACUGCUAUGUAAUAAUGUUUUCUAAUUACUUUUAUGCUACUUUUGUAUAUCUUUUAGAGAAAUUUUUAACAGAGGUUUAUAAGAUAUAAUCUAUUCUUGUUUAAAAAAAAAAUACAGAAAAGUACACGUUUAGUAUCUCGUAGGGUGGCUGAGACAGUGACUCCUUUGCUUUCCAUUUAUACAACUUUUAUUCCAUGCGGAAUUUUUUUUAAAGUUGUAUAAAAUCACUUCCAGGCCAUGUGCAUAAGAUGUAUAUGGAAGAUAAAUUCAUUUUAGGUUUGGUCUUGGAUCAAUCUUCAAAGUUUUUCAUGAUGCAUAUAUGGGUAUUCCAACAUUUGGGCGAAAAUCCACAAUCCAAAACACAUUCAGUCCUAAACAUUUCGGUUAACAAAUACUGAACCUACAAUGAAUAAGAUAAUGAUUAUUUUAAAUGACAUGUUUUAGCACUCUGGAUGAAUAGUUGAAGUUAAUUUCUUUUUAAAAGGAACUGCUUACUUCAUAUGUAUUUAUAUCCUCUUGUUUUCUCAGAAAAGGGAAGUCUUCUCCAUCAUGUGCCUUAGUUGGGUGAUGAAAUAAAUGCCAACAAUGCUGUGAA
Messenger RNA from Anolis carolinensis (green anole), 4542 nucleotides. RefSeq lists its product as uncharacterized. Bases 1 to 3090 code for a protein of 1029 amino acids. Gene Ontology annotation, biological process: regulation of DNA-templated transcription. Lineage: Eukaryota; Metazoa; Chordata; Lepidosauria; Squamata; Anolidae. Gene Ontology annotation, molecular function: transcription coregulator activity. The record is from RefSeq and is a predicted model, not a curated record. The transcript is spliced from 6 exons.